GCAGCGCUUUCCUCCUCUCCUCCUCCGUCGCCCCCCUCUUCUUCCCCUGUGCCUCGCCAAUCCCCGCUCCUCCCGCCACAGCCGAGCUCUGCGAUGCCCCGCUAUGAACUGGCUUUGAUCCUGAAAGCCAUGCAAAGGUCUUUUAGAAAAGAAUCAAGAAGAAUGUGCUACAGAGCAAGCUUCUUUUUCUGAUGCUGCUUUAAAAUGAUGAAGAACAAAACUGGAGUCAUUCCUGAGAUCCCAGACGAAGAAGUGCAUUACAUGCUUGUAAUAAUUCCUUUGAGUGACUGACUUGAACUUUGCACUUUGGAUCAGACUUUUGUGAUGGUGACAAUUUACACAUGUACCUCUGUGGCACCUGUGUUUUCCAGGGCUGGAGAGGUGUUAAUGUGGUAUUACUUUGGGGGAGCAGAGUCUGCGUGGCAAACAGGCUGAGCCAGGUAGCUGCCCAUUGAGACAAUUCCAGCAUGUUGAGCUGCUGGAAAUGACAUUUCAGACUUAUUAAAUGUUAUAGGUCCACUGCUGCCUCUGUGUUUGCCUGCUUCCUUUGCUGUACCGUGUUGGUUUUAUGUGCCAUUCUAGCCUGGCCGCUAUGGCCCAGUUCAUCAUUUAUGAGGGCAAUUCCUGAAAGUCAGUUUCUGGAUGUUUAGGGUAGUGCUGGGCAGCCCCUACCUCCUCAAGGACAUGUACUACGUAAGGAGAAGUUGAAACACAUCAGUUGAUCUGUGAAGAACACUUUUGUGCUUUUGUUUUGUUUUGUAUUAUGGCAUGCUGCAAUAAAUGGAACAGAGCAUUUUCCACUUUUUUUUUCCUCGUUCUGAGAGGUAGGCUACCUCAGGCAUCCUUGUAUUUACUGUGGAGCAGUGAACAAGUAGUAACUCACUUGCAUGACUGUAGCCAGCAGUCCACAGCGUGAAUAGGACAGACAGCAUGCUCAUGGAGUUGGAUGUAGUGCAGGCCUGCUCAAAACAUAAAAUCUUCAUUCUUUUUGUUCCUUUUUUUCCCCCCCGGGGAGAGAAAGUGUUAAUAUUUUCUGUGCAGGUCUUGAGUCUGGAAGUUUGGGUACGUUCCUCUUACACAGGUGAGUUGUUCAAUAGGUAAGGCACUACUAGGUUGCAUUAGCUUACCGCUCUUUGAAGAAGGUGGGAGUGAAGAAAUCUUACUUCUGGGAAAGACGCUCAAAACUACCUUAUGAACAAAGCUAUGUACUUAAUUUGCUAACAGGUGAGAGUGUAGGAUACUGUGUGUUAUGCGGCUAUAUGUAUCCUCAAAUUAACCCAUAAAGCAUUGGUUACUGGGACUAGCUCUUUCAGUGCAAGAGAAAGAGGAAAUGAAAUGGGAAGCCUCCCGUCUGCAAUGAAGAGAAAUAGACUAAGCACAAACCAGAUAGUUGCUUCAGGGCUGGAACAGUUUGAUUCUGGCAUUUUUAAAGGCCCAUCUUAUUAGAAAAGCACUGUGGAGAAAGUUUUCCUUUAAAACAAUCAUACAAAUUUCUCCUACAAAUCCCACCCUAAAUCUGCUUCACAUUAUCUAGCAUCUCUUCGGGGAUUUGAGACUUUUUUUUUUCUUACAACACAAGCUGCCUGUUGGAGACAUGAGCAUUGUUUCACCACAGUUGUAAUCUUCUAUCUUCACACAAGAGGGAAAAACAUUGUUUUGUAUCUCUGAUAUGAUCCAGCCAGAAAACAGCUCUGGGGAAAAAAUCACAGUCUUGGCAGCAGGGCUGUCUUUCUUUUUUUUUUAUGUCAGUGCCACAAUGUAUGCUGCUCUAAUAACUUGAGAUUAAACUCCCAUGGAAUGUCUCAGAAGUCCUUCUGAAGACUUGAGGUCAUAACUUGCUGAAAGUUCAGAGGGACGUGUCUCAUUUUCAUAAUGAAAAAAAAAGUUCCAGGGUUAUUUUGGAAUCAGGUCUAAUAAGAAACUGGUACAGGUGACUACUGUAGUACAGUAAUUUAGUGACAGUGCUGCAAAUUUGUGGCAGCUACUGAAAACUUUACACUUUCCUGUUCAAGCAAGCUGAACCCUGUAAAUUUCAGAUGUUGAUUACAAAGGUGAUGGUUCAAGCCUCUGUAGACUGCUUGUUUAAAGUGAAUAAUUUGGCUGUACCUUCCAGUGGAAAAUACUCAAGAAACUUCACGUAUUGUUUAUUUUAGUUAGAAUGAGCCUGUAGUAGUUUGGCACGUAUCCCAACUGAAAAAUAUCACAAUUUAUUCAGGGGCAGAUGCAUCUACUUACACUCUUUUCAGGGGGAUUGAAUGUGCCUGUGUAAUGGUCUUACUGUGAGCUGGGUACGUCUUUUAUCAUAUGGACAUAGUUUCAAUGGAUAUUGUCUUGAUUUAUACAUGUUACUGUGUAGUAUAACUUUGCAGGGUCGUUGAUUAACCUGUAGGGAAAAUGUUGAGAAGUGAACUGAAGUUCAGGUACAACAUUUUUCGGUAACAGAGUGGGACAGCAGAAGAGGGAUAAUAUACAUUAUUGGUAUUUCUUUAGCUUGCCCAUUAUUCCGACUGUAUAGUUUUUCUUUGUCUCCACAGUGUUUCUUCUUCCACGUCCCUUAAAAUAUUUAUAUUUUUGGUAUAAGCAUAUACAUUAUAAGGCAGUAGCACUUGAAAACUUGCGUAACACUAGUAUGUAAUGACAUCCUAUGGUCUGAGGUGUUUAGAAUUUUGUGUUGGAUUAAACUGAAUCGUUUAACUUGUGCUGCAUUUGUGAGUGGGGGUAAACAUGAAUUCUUCUGUGGAAGAAUUUAAAAUACAUCUGUGGCUUGAGGCUUACGAGCAUGAUAAAUUUAGCACAGUAUGGUAAUCAGUCCAUUUUGUGCCACGUCUCUGUAGUCUCUCAUUAUUGACUAUAGCUCCCGCAGAAUGAAUACAUGUAUUCUCAUGUGGGUUUGUGGUGGUGGUGGGGAACCCUUAUUAUCUUGUUCUGAUUCUGAACUACUCUUGAAAAACAGCCAGCUUGUACAAAUAACGUGAUUGUGAUUUUCUCCUUAAGGCUGAAGUUAACGGUUUGUUGUAAGCCUUUUUUAAAAUAUGUCUGCCUUAAUGAGAAGCAUACAUUCUUACGUCAGCACCUUUGCUGCCUUCAGUAAGGCAGACAAGGUAUGUGUGCGUUUUCAACCUUAACUACGGCUUAUUAUGGUCUAUUUGAGAGCUUUUAAUGUUUUAAUUUUUUAAAAAGGCAAAAUGAAUGUGUGCUAAAGAGAAAACCACCCAAAUGCUGGUAUGUUAUCCAUGUGUUUGCAUUAAUCAGAGGUGAAUUAAUAGGAAAAUGUGUGCUUUCAGCAUGGUACCCAAGUGCUUUUGCAAAUGAAGUAGAAAGGGGAGUGCUUAAAACUGAUGUUUGUAGGCCUCCUAAGGCUGAUAGACCUUAUGUUCAGAACAGCAAUCGGUGAUUUGUGUGCUUGUCUUUGUUAGUGGGUGGGAAAGAGGAAUGAUGUCAGUCUCUGUUCUUUACCUCUCUGUAAUAAUCUUGAAUACCGAGGCUGUGCCUGUUUACUGCAUGUCCAGCCCUCCCAUAACCCAUCAAAUGAUUUUGGAUGGGUAUAGGUAAAUGAUAUUUUCCAAGGCAGAAUGAGGAGAAAGGAGCAUCUGGUCUCCAUAGCAGAGAUAGGAAUCACUGUGCAGCUCUUUAAUGCCCCCUUUCUUUCCCACCUGUUGGGUUAUCUUGACAGCAAAUCUUUUUAUUAUCCCCUUGCCUCCACUUUGAGCGCUUCAGUCCUGGGUGUUUAAAUGAGUUACCGCGUUCACUGAUGUGCUUUAGUAGAGCAGGGUAUGAUUUGGGGGUUCGGGAAUAGAACAGCAGGAUAUGCUUUGCCUCCAAAGCUGCCUCAGGUGUUAAUGUGAUCCUUUUCAUGCUUGAGUACAGAUGGGAGGUACUGGGAACUGGAAGCUACCAAAAGCCAUCCAGUUUUUCAUCGCGGUACCUGGAGUGCUCCUGAAGGAUGUUGAAGCCGCAUGGGUGCAGACAUCAAAAAACACAUGGAAGAUAGAGAUACCCUAAAGCUGGAUGGUUGGUACAGUAGGCCUCACUAAACUUAGCUGCAACUAAGAAUUUCUCCUACAUCAACUGAGUUAAGGCUGAUGCUCUUGUGGAAUGUGGAUUAAAAGUGCGUGCUAAGUUCCAAAUUUCCAUUUGAGAAGCGGAGAAACUAAAUGUACCACAACCACCAGCAUCAGGACAGCAAACCAAGGGACAAAGAAUUUGAUCCGCAGUGUUGAUACAUGUUAACUGGUUCACGUGUUGCUUAAGAGACGUUUGCUGGGGGGCGAGAAGUGGACAUCAGCUGUGCGAAGUCAUUUUGUUUACAAAAAUGAGGGCUUCUUUGGAAACAGCAGACAUUGCCAUUGUGGCGCUGUACUUCGUGCUUGUAAUGUGCAUAGGUUUUUUUGCCAUGUGGAAAUACAAUCGAAGCACCGUAAGUGGCUACUUCUUGGCAGGGCGUUCUAUGACCUGGGUAGCGAUUGGUGCAUCUUUAUUUGUGAGCAAUAUUGGAAGUGAACAUUUCAUUGGGCUCGCAGGAUCUGGAGCAGCAAGUGGAUUUGCAGUAGGUGCAUGGGAAUUCAACGCCUUAAUGCUUUUGCAGCUUUUAGGAUGGGUCUUUGUCCCCGUCUACAUCCGGUCAGGAGUGUACACCAUGCCGGAAUACUUGUCCAAGCGUUUUGGAGGGCAUAGAAUCCAAAUCUAUUUUGCAGCAUUGUCUCUAAUUCUUUAUAUCUUCACCAAACUUUCGGUUGACUUGUAUUCAGGGGCACUUUUUAUUCAAGAAUCACUAGGUUGGAAUCUCUAUUUGUCAGUAAUCCUCCUUAUUGGAAUGACUGCACUGUUGACUGUGACCGGAGGUCUUGUGGCUGUCAUCUACACAGACACGCUUCAAGCUCUGCUUAUGAUUAUUGGUGCCCUCACACUUAUGAUCAUAAGUAUCAUGGAGGUUGGUGGGUUUGAAGAAGUUAAAAGAAGGUACAUGUUAGCAUCACCAAAUAUUACGUCUAUCUUGUUAACCUACAACAUUUCCAAUACCAAUUCCUGCAAUGUGGACCCAAAGCCUGACGCUCUUAAAAUGUUGCGUGAGCCAACAGAUGAAGAUAUUCCCUGGCCUGGAUUUCUGUUGGGACAGACUCCAGCAUCUGUCUGGUACUGGUGUGCUGAUCAAGUCAUAGUGCAGAGAGUUUUAGCUGCAAAAAACAUUGCUCAUGCCAAAGGAUCCACUCUGAUGGCAGGCUUCUUAAAGUUACUGCCAAUGUUUAUUAUAGUUGUCCCGGGGAUGAUUUCACGAAUACUGUUUGCAGAUGAUAUCGCCUGCAUUAAUCCAGAACACUGUUUUCAAGUCUGCGGGAGCAGAGCUGGAUGCUCUAACAUCGCCUACCCACGUUUGGUGAUGAAACUUGUGCCGGUUGGUCUUCGGGGACUGAUGAUGGCUGUGAUGAUUGCUGCACUGAUGAGUGACCUGGACUCUAUAUUCAACAGUGCCAGCACCAUAUUCACACUUGAUGUCUACAAACUCAUUCGGAAGAGCGCAACAUCUAGAGAACUGAUGAUUGUAGGAAGAGUCUUUGUGGCAUUCAUGGUAGUUAUAAGCAUUGCCUGGGUCCCCAUAAUUGUUGAAAUGCAAGGUGGUCAGAUGUACCUUUAUAUUCAAGAGGUAGCAGACUAUCUGACCCCACCGGUGGCUGCUCUGUUUCUUAUGGGUAUAUUUUGGAAGCGUUGCAAUGAACAGGGAGCGUUUUAUGGUGGAAUGGCUGGGUUUGUCCUUGGAGCGAUACGGUUGAUACUGGCAUUUAUCUAUCGUGCUCCGGAGUGUAACCAGCCAGAUACUAGGCCAAGCUUUAUCAAAAACAUCCAUUACAUGUAUGUUGCUACAGCUCUGUUCUGGAUCACUGGAUUUGUGACCUUUAUAGUGAGCCUUCUUACGCCUCCGCCUACAAAGGAACAGGUUCGAACAACCACUUUCUGGGCUGUGAGAAACAGGAAUGUAAAAGAGAAUACUGCAAAGGGGGAGCGGUACAAAAUACAAGAAAAGAACAUCUUGAGGUGCAAUGAAAAUGCUAAUCAUAUCAUUCCAAAUGGCAAAUCUGAAGAAAACAUUAAAAAUAUUAAGCCUGAGGAUAUCAAUCUUCUGGUUACUUGCAGAGAUGACAGCAACCCGGUGAUUUCUGUAAGUCACUCUGAAGUCGAGACACCAGUUGAUUGCUAUUCGAAUGGACAAGCGGCUUUGAUGGGUGAGAAAAAGCAUGAGGAAGAAACUGAUGAUAGAGAGAGACAUUUGAAGUUCAUAGAUUGGUUCUGUGGCUUUAAAAGUAAAAACAUGAACAAGAGAGCUGUUCGGGAGAUGGAGGAAGAGACUGUUUGUUUACAAAUGCUGGAAGAGACUCCAAAAGUUAAACUAUUACUAAAUACUGGACUGGUCUGUGUCUGUUCGCUUGGAAUAUUCAUGUUUGUCUAUUUCUCUUUGUGAGUGAACAGUGAACUUUUAAGGGUAUGGCUAAACAUACAGAAGUUGAUACAGGUCCUUUUUUUUUUAAUUUUAAUGUUUAUUUUUUCCAAAUAACAUAACUGCAACCCAGGCAUUGUUUACGCUAUAAUUGUAAAAUCGACUCAACUUCAGCCUAUUUAGAGACCAUUUGAGACAUAUUGUCCUAUCUGCUGAACACAGGAUGUGUUGUGUGGUGUCUUUCUCUUUCUCCCUUUUUCUUUCCCUCUCCCCUCGUUUGCAGUACUAAUCUUUUCUUUUUUUUCCCACGUACACAUGUGUAAAUACACCAAAGGCAGGCAGGUGGCUGUGUUUGAACUCAGGCAGCUCUAGAAUUCAGUCAAUGUUAAGGUGAAGAUAACGAGUAAUCAUUUACCUUUGUGUAAAAUCUGAAACGAUUAAAACUGUGUCAAAAGAUUUUAAAUGCAAAGUUGUGAUGCACAUCAUUGUAUCAUUGUUCUUUCUAAUGUAAAUGUGUUGUCUUGGCCAACAUAAUACCUAUGAAUUUUGCUCAUCACUUCCAGUGUUUUCAGCUUCUCAGUUCUGUUAUGGCACAACAGAAUAUUUUUCUUGUAGUAGUUUAAACUGUGAUAUCUGUUAGUAGCUUUCUGUCGUUCUUCCCUGUAAGGAAAUGUUUAUCUUUUGAUCUUUAUCCAUUGUAAAUUGCAGUACUGAAAAGCUGUUCUAUUUAAAACAAAGAAACCCUGGAGAUGACAAACUGGUAAUGGAAGAGAGAGGAAAAGGGGGGUGAAAAAGAUUUCUCUUUAUUUUGAUUUUAUAGUGUAUUGAAGUGGAAGAAUAUACAGUCAGUGAUGACAGUCCCCAAAACUUUAGCCUUAUGUUGUCAGUGACGUAAUUAGGGUUAACCUCUUUUUAGAAAAAAAUCUAUACAUGUGCUCUACCACAUGGGAGGAAGAGAAAUGUGAGACUUGACACAUCCUAAGUUUGGUAAACACACUAAAAUAUAACUUUUCCUCCAUGAUGUGUAUCUAAAAGGGAACGCUCCACAGCCUUACCACUGCUGCAUGCUGAGUCUGGAAGGGGAGAAAACAAAGGAGAGGGCAAGGGGAGGUGAGGGAAAGAGGUGGAAGGUCCCUAUUUUCCAGAGUUAUGUCCAGGCUGCCUUUGGAACUAACUCCUGCAGCAGUCUUUGCUCCUGAGCUUGUGUGGGGAAUUGUUUGGGUGAGCCUAACUGGGCAGGCCGGAAUGGUGUGAAGGGCUAUGCCGACAGUGUCACUGUAGAUUCAAGGUUUCAGAAAUGUUUCCUUUUGCACAGUCAAAUUUCUUAAUAAACUUGAGAACAAAUAGUUCUGUAGAGAUGAAAUUUGGGUUACUCUCGCCAUUGGUUGCUGGAGAAGGUUUGUUUUCCAGUACAGUGGGUCCUGUAAGCUGCCGGCUGUCUAAAUAGCUUUUAGCAGUAUGAUGUAUGGUGUGUAUUUUCAGGUAAACUGAUUAACGUUUGGUUUUGUGGAGGAUUUGUUUGUUUGUUUUGAAAUCAGUUGACUCCCAUUAGCUCUGAGACUUUAGUCAGAGGAUGAGUUGUCUCACCUUUCCCCACUUCAUUUAGUUGUUGCCACUGUAAAGUAGAAUACUCUAACUGGAAAUACGGUAGUGUUGGAACCCUGUUGGAAUAUAUCUAAGUGAGGAGAGCUACCGUACCUGAGUCUUGGUACAAAUGCCAGUGUGACAACACACAUUUUCUUAUGGUUUGUGGCUCACUUCAUUCAGAAAAAAAUAUUUUAAAUAUUUCUUAAUGGUAAAAUCCUAGUAUAUGAAGUAUGUUAAAGGAAUCUCAAGUUAAUUCAUUAGUGGUGUGAGUUGGGAAUAAUGAUACUGUAUGUAAAAGAUGUAAAACAUCAUUAACUGUUUCUGUGCAGGAUAAAAUAACCUAGGUCAGAACUUGCCUGAUGUUAGUGAAGUGAAGAACAAAUGGUAGGAUAAGAAUAAGCCUGAGACUAUCAAUAUCUUCUUGAAAAGCCUAGGUUCUGGUUUGCCAGAUUUGGCACAGGGAAAGAGAGACUCAUGUGCCGGGCACUGUCCCUUACCAACUUGGCUUGUCUUUCUAUCAGCAGCUGGUACUUGGGUUUUCCAGAGCUGUCUUUUUGGCUCUAAUACUAACAAAUGUGUUACCACCUAACCUGUGCAGUUAGGUUAGCUCAGGGACCCUUCUGCUUGGCUGCCCUUGCUUCAUCCUUGCUUGCUUUUUUUCCAGGGUGCCUUAUGUAGUUACGAAGCUGAAGGCAUGGCUUUUAGUGCCACCUAAAUAGCAAUUUGCUUAUAAUGUGUUUUCCCAAGUUGUUUUUCCCUCCUCUUUCCCCAAGUCAUUUGCUAUUUAAACAGAACAGAGUUCUAUUUAAAUAGUCAAUGCAUGGGAUGCAUGUAUCCUUGUCAGUAUAACUGCAGUCAGAUCCAUGGUGAAAUUGACCCUUUGAUCAUCCUACAAAGUCAUACUCUUUCCCAAAUGUACAGCGCAGCCUUUGACUGUUGAAUCUGAGAUACUCAAUAUUCAAGUAAAUACAUUCUUACUUUUGCUGAACUAAUAAAUUGCCAAAUCAAUAUAAAUGAUAAUUGGCAGGCAGUUAGAAUCUUCAUGAAGUAAUACUCUCACCUUCUAAGCUGUUAUUGUGAAGCUUUUAAACAAAUUGUUUAUCUGGUGGUUUUUUCUCUGAAGUCGUUUGCAAACAUUUCUGUGGUACUCUCUGCCUAAUGUUGGCCUCUUCAGUUGUGUUCUGUUUCCAUGUCUUAGAGGUCAUAGAACUUGCCCAAUACUCUUUGCUGCUUGUAACCACUUCAUAAAAUCCCUUUAUCCCCCCAAAAUUUAAGGUUUCGAGCAAACUGUUGGUGAGCAAAUGCCUCACCCAGUGUUAGAGACUAUAGUGUAAGAAGUUGUUUGAGGGUUUUUUAUAGCGUAAACAUGCCUUUGCUAAUUUUCUGGUCCUGAUCUACCUACAAUCCUGGUAAUAUGUUUAGGUCUGAACACCAACUUUUUGGUCUGGUAAAACUGCAGUUCCUCCCGUAGUGGACAGUCGGUUCCGUAAAUGUUGAUGACUGGCCUCCUCUGAGGUGGGACUGGCUAGCUGCACAGGGGCAGAGCCAGAGGGACGCUUGGCUUCCCUCUGCAGCGAGGGGUUUAUUUAUUGCCUUCAACUUAGAAUGACAGUCUUGAAGAAGUCGUUUUGGAACUACACCUUUUUUUGUUCUUAUUACCCUUAACUUAUUUUUCUGUUAAGCUAUUUGAAUUUUCUCCCAGAAAUCUGUUAGAAGCCUUUUAUUUAAAAAAAAAAAAAAAAAACUAAGAAGAAAGUGGCUUCUUGAGAGCUUAAUAGUACAUUCUGGGAGACUAUUUUUAUUUAAUUUUUUUUUAAAUGAAUGAUUUGAUGCUGUUCUCUGCCAAAGUUAUCUUUUUUUAAUUAUUUUUUCUAAUUAUUGCUUUUACUGUUGUUCUUAUUUUUUUUUCCUGUUAGCUUUUGCUAAUACCUGAAAGGAAAUGGUGAGAGUUUGUAAGAAAUUAAAAAUGGCCUUCAGUAUACCACUUGUGUAUUUUUUUUACUUCUCCAAAUCUGUGUUUCACCCUUAUCCCAGAAGGGCCAGCAUGAGACUUCUGAUGCAAGUCAUGAAAGUACUGUAACUGAGUAGUGAAAAGGAUUUCCUACGAGGUUACGGCGAAUGGGCAGAGCCAUCAGCAAAUCUCUGCGUGAACACUUAAAGCAGAAGAUGCUUACAACUUUAAAACGUACAGCUUUAUUUUUUUUAUAUAUAUAUUUUUUUAAAUCCUAAGAUACAGGAGGUGUUGGGAGAUGCUCCCUUUCAGAGAACAGGAUGCACGAAAGAAGCUGGAGCUGAUGCGCUCUAACGCUUUUGAGGAAAUCUUUGGAUUUAGCAUGUAUAGCGAAGCAAAAAAAACAAAAAAACUCACCUGUUAAUUUGGUAUUCUGUAUGUUCUGUGCCCUUAAAUGUAAUUGUUUUGAAAAUAAAACUAACCUUGUUACGUGAUGUUAAAAAGCAAACUGGUGUGCAAUGUUUUAAAUUCUUUUUUUUUUUUAAGAAAAUGUUUGUAUAUAAUUAAAUGGUUUAGUGUGCUUUAAUUGGCCUAAGGUAAAGAGUAGUCCUAGAAUGUAAACAUAUAUAAUUAGGAUUUCUGAUUUCACUGUGAGAUCUCUGAACUCUCUUGUUUUGCGAAGUGGUUUGUUUUGUUUACAAAACACUUUCAAUUAUUUCUUUUAUGGUGUUGGUUCAAAGGCAUUUGCUUCACUUCUGUUCUAAUAUUGAAUUCAUGGUAUAGUGACAUCUGGUGAUACAGCAUUAUCAGUUUCACUGUGUAAUGUCAGACACUUUGAGCAAAAAUGGUAAUGAUAUGACAAUUCUCUGUGUCUAUGAAUACACGUUUUUAAAUGAGGUGGUUAUAAAAAUAGUUGCUGUGCAAAAUGUUAGUAGUCUUCUUCAAGAAGAAAGCAAAUUUUCUAAUAUCACUAGAGCAGUCUCUUCAUUCAUCUUCUUAUUUUUGAAGCACAGUGUCAAAGUGAUGCUGCUUUACCUUGUAUUUCUGAUAUGUUUUUUUAGAUAUCUGUGAAGUAUUUUUGUUUUUCGUUGCUAUUGUAUUUUUCUGCAGAUUUUAUAUAGAAUACCAGUUAAUGAACUGCCUUUUUUUUAACUAUUCAACUAAAAUACAUUUCAGACCAAAACCAAAUGAUAUGAUAUAUAGCAUUUGAAAUCUGCCUUUUUCCUUGUCCCUUGUUUUUUUUUUUUUCUUUUUUCCUUUUGUUUUUCGUUUGUUUGUUUUUGAAAUAAGCCAAAUGGGCAUGUAGAUAAGAUCGCUAUAAUGGAUCCAGGUCUCUUUUGGUAAAGUGUUAUUUAAAGGUCUGUUAAGAUCUUAUAAGACAAUAUACUGAAAAAAAAAUAUUGUAGUAGGAAUAUAGUUUUAGAAGUGUUAAUGAGAUUAAUACAGCUUAAUUAUACUUGUAAGUUGCUACUGUCCAUAAUGACAAGCUUUUUGUCAUAGAAACGAUGUAUGAUAAAUUAAUUUUGGUCUAGUGUAUAGAAUUAUCAUAUUGCUAUAAAUCUUUGAAGUAAAUCUGAUGCAAAAUUUUCAUAGUUAGCAUUGCUGGCCCUGUGUAUACUGUUCUUUGUAUACUGUAUGCAUAUUAUUUUGCCUACUGCAUUAGUCUUCAAACUAAAACUCUUAUUAGAGAGUAUUUGGAUACUUCAGACUGUGUUUCUUGCAGUUUACAUUCCUUUACCAUGGCAUUUUGUCCUGUCUAAAAGUAUUGUAUGGAAAUGUUUAAAACUUCUGUACAAAGUUUCAAUAAAAAUAGAGGAAAAACAAGAA
This is a messenger RNA of Numida meleagris (helmeted guineafowl), 11795 nucleotides long. It is a transcript of the gene SLC5A3, whose product is annotated as solute carrier family 5 member 3. Gene Ontology annotation, cellular component: plasma membrane. Lineage: Eukaryota; Metazoa; Chordata; Aves; Galliformes; Numididae. The transcript has 3 exons. Gene Ontology annotation, molecular function: D-glucose:sodium symporter activity. Gene Ontology annotation, biological process: myo-inositol transport; transmembrane transport; inositol metabolic process. The record is from RefSeq and is a predicted model, not a curated record. Bases 4313 to 6454 code for a protein of 713 amino acids.